Daldinia loculata is the source of this 1657-nucleotide messenger RNA. Its product is annotated as Ydc2-catalyt-domain-containing protein. Lineage: Eukaryota; Fungi; Ascomycota; Sordariomycetes; Xylariales; Hypoxylaceae. Gene Ontology annotation, cellular component: mitochondrion. Bases 199 to 1260 code for a protein of 353 amino acids. Gene Ontology annotation, molecular function: DNA endonuclease activity; flap-structured DNA binding; Y-form DNA binding. The record is from RefSeq and is a predicted model, not a curated record. The transcript has a single exon.
AACUUCACGAGCUGUUAGCGUCACUUAUAUUUCACAGGUUACCUAUUUUUGAGAUAGGUAAAUCAUCAAGUUUCAAACCUAUUAGCCUGUUAGCCAUACUUAUUAUACUCAUCCCUUACUCAUGGCGCUGUAGCUAGUAAAAAGGGGAUGUAGAAGUUGGUGGGCUGGUUACACUAUGCGUGCGAGAUAGAUGCCACCAUGUCGUCGAAGCUGGAAGCGAUCCUACCUAAGUUCAAGAGCACAAAUUUGAAACAGCUCGCUUCCUUAUGCGGCGAGAAGACCUCGGGUAAAAAGGCGGACCUCAUCGACCGGCUCAUCGCCUUAAGUCACGCGCGUCCAGCUAAACCGCCCAGCACCAAAGACUCGCGACUCAUUCUGAGCAUCGACCUGGGCAUCCGCAACCUAGGUUGUAGUCUCAUAGCACCCGCCGCGCCAUCUAAAGUCCUCUCACCUUCUGCUCUAACUGUUGAUGACCUGCGCCGACCGCCGCGUGUCCACCUUCACUCAUGGCAGCGGCGAGAGCUCCUGGGGCCCUCGUUAGACGGACUCGAGGACCCCGACCGUUAUAGCCCGGCCUCCCUCGCCAUCGCGACAGACCGGCUAGUGCGUCACGACUUGUUACCUCUCAAACCGACGCACGUGCUCAUCGAACGGCAGCGAUGGCGCAGUGGCGGCGCCGCAGCAGUCCAGGAAUGGACACUCCGCGUCAACACGCUUGAGGCCAUGCUACACGCGUCGUUGCGUACGUUACGGGAGUUAGGGCAUUGGAACGGCGAGCUAGUAUCCGUGGCACCCAACAGGGUCGCGCGAUUCUGGCCUCCGCCACCGACUAUGUCCGAGGAGACUGCAAAGAUGAGAAGGAGCCGGUCCGCUAAAGCGGUCGAUGGAGAGACUCGAAAGGGAGCCAAGUCGCAGCAGAAUAGCAAGAAGUAUAAGAUUGGCGUUCUGACGAGCUGGUUAGCGAUGAAACGAGGAAGCGAGAUCAUUCUACCUGCGAAUCGUGAUACGGAGGAUGCUGUUAAGUGGUUCCGUUCGAAGCUGACUCGCUCUCGGAAGAAAUCGAGCGAUGUUGAGGACUUAAUUCGUGAUGCUGGUCCACGAAAACUCGACGACUUAACCGAUAGUCUCUUGCAAGGUGUGGCGUGGCUGAAGUGGGAGGAGAACAGGGCUAUCCUCCUUAGAGAGGAAGGGUUAAUAAGGCUCCUAGAAGAGAAGCUCUUAGACGAACUAGAAGCUGACAUAUUGCUUGAUGACGUGUAAAAUAAACGCUCAAUUGUAUAGUACAAAUAUCCAUCUAUAUUUAAAUCAAGGCUAGGCAGAUGAUAUUGAUAACCCCUUUCGAGGCUUCUGUCUGCUACCCAACAUGCGAGUCUAACUAGUUCACCUGAGCCCGUGGGAAUUGGGGUAUAACGCGCUUGGGACAAUCCAAAACCAACCACCUCCUAGAAACAAUACACAUAUUGCUCAUCACUCCUUCAUCGGUAUAUCGUUUACAAAAAGAUAACGCUGGUCAAUCCCGUAGCCAAAAGCGCGGCGGCAGCGAAGAGGAAAGGCUUGGGCUCUGUGGCCGUGCCAGCAUUGCCAGUAGGGCUAGCAGUGCUGCCGGAUUCGCUGAUUAAGAACGGCAAUUAGCAGACAUACAGGGAUAAAGAUGGCA